AUGGAUGGACAUCCUCCUAAAUACCGGUCAACAAAGCCUGUCCCCUAUAAUCUUAAUGAACGCAUUCGUGGCGCCCUCGAAGAAUCCUUAUAUGCCCAGGCGAUUGAAUGUCUCGGGGGUGUCAUAAGCCCUGGCGUAUCCACUCCCUCGCCCUCCGCAGCUCUCAUCCCUCCUCACACUCACAUUCGGCUCAUAACAACCCUCGUUUCCCAUCCAUACCUCACCAGUCAGCUACCCAAGAAUGAACCCACUCCCACAGCACCUAUCGAUGCCUUUCUUCUGCUCCGUCGGGUGCUGAAGCUGAUCGGACCUCUCAAUUCCGACUUUGCGGCUGCAUGGGUGUUUGAAGAUACCAGAGUCCGUGGACGAAGGACUAAAAAGGAAAGGGAUAGAGAUAACUCGCCGGCCGCCAAUACUACUACUGAUGAUCAUCUUGCCGGUGAACUUGCUGAAGGCGAAUCACUAUUCGCAGUGGCAGAGGAUGUGUGGGCGAUCGUUGGGUGGGGAUUCACAUGUUCAGUCCUACAUCCUACACGGUGGAAAUGGUGGAAACUGCAAUUAGAGAUCUUGCUGGAUGUAUUGGAAGAGGACUGGGAAGAUAGACAAACAACGUGUGCGCAAACAAGUACCUCUGGUGCGUUGAAGAACGCACUGGUUGUCAAAAUGCUCCCAGAUACCAAAGGGAGUGCGGGUUAUAAAAAAGUAAUCCGCGCAAUUCUUGCCAACGGAACUGGGUCAAACUUAGAUCGGUGCAAUCCGAUUUAUAAGGAUGAGCUUUCUACAAAACGUCCGAAGAAGAACAAUAUGGGAAGCCUCAAUAGUUCCUUUAUCGGCGAUGAUCAAAACGAACCCGAAACUAUUCCAGCAACAUCUAAAUCUCCAUCGGAGGAUAUUGAAAUGGGCGAUGGUCCUUCAGAUAUAGAGGAUGAUGAUACUGGCGUGGCGUGUGAAUGGGGUGGAAUGGAAGCCCUCAUUUUACGACAACGAUUUCUAUCACUACUCUCAUCUGUAUCUUAUCACCGCUGUUACAUCGACAUUGAUGAUCUCUAUCGCGAGUAUAAAGAUAUCAUAUUACGUUUUCCGCCGUCGAGCUUUAUGCUUUUUACGUCAACAUUCAUUUCUGCAGAACCCAGUUAUCGGGCAGCAUUGAAUCAGCUCAUUCUCGAUACUAUCAUCUCAUCGAAGGCUCCUAUGCCCAAGAGGAAUGAAACAGAUGAUUUGACUAUUGAAAAGCUCAUGAAUCGAUAUCUUCCUUGGCCUGCCAAUACGACCUCUGUCAGCGAUAAUGCUAAAGUUGCGAUGCUACUUGAGAGUAUGAUACGAUUACUCGUAACAGAGGCAGAAUUGGUCUGGAGCACAGAGCUUGAGCUAGCAGUUGAAAAGGGAAUCGAGGAGAGAAGGAGAAAGGCUACAGGCGAUCGAAGGAUAAACAAGGAGAAGGAGAAAGAGGCGCGACUUGCGCUUGAAGAUGCGGAGGGGAGGCUGAGAGCAAUGAUUGCAUUUUUGAAGAAGAGAGCUGAUACAUAA
Molecule: messenger RNA, 1527 nt
Organism: Morchella sextelata
Lineage: Eukaryota; Fungi; Ascomycota; Pezizomycetes; Pezizales; Morchellaceae
Exons: 2
Coding region: 1-1527 (508 amino acids)
Source: RefSeq, a predicted model, not a curated record